CUGAUCAAGUGUUAUGAAGAAGAUGGGCCUUCUCCUGAAUUGGGACAGGAACACAGGUUCACGCCAGCAGCUCUUUUUAAUAUCAGCACCAAGAUUGUUGACAUACAAGGAAUUUGCCAGUUUAACAUAACUUGGAUCCUUAAUGAAGAUGCCAGUAUAAAAUACUUGAAGGCAACCAAGAUAUGCGUAUCCUCUAGAAACUUAGGCUGUAUUCGAUGUGAUUACUUAGAAAGGUUUCCAAAUCAAAGCAUGUCUAAGAAUCAAAAAUGGCAGUUCAGCUUUGUUGGAUUCUCUGUAGAAGAAAAUAUUGAUUACUUCAUUGACGCUUAUAACCUCCCACCUGCAAAUAUAAAUGAAGAUUAUUCAGAAAUAAACAUACAGCUAACUUCUCCAGACUGUGAGGACAAUAGCUUGAAAUAUUGCCAAAACUGUAUAGAAAAAGGAAGCUUGUGGGAUCCAGAUAUAACAAUAUGUAACAGGGAAUUGGAAUUAGAAGUGAAUUUUACAUCUAGUAACUUUUGUUCCACGUAUAAAAUCCAUCUUUGUGACUCUCAUGAAUGCAGUAAUCCAAUUCUUCAUAUUGUGCCUACUACCAAGGGAAACAAUAGAGUUUCUGAAAAAAUAAAAAAGAGUGAUCAAAGAAGAAACAUAAUAUUUAAAGAGCUAAUUCCUUAUUUUCCAAGAUGUCAAAAUGAUUGCCGAAGGUACUCAUAUUAUCAAACAGUUUGCACCGAAGAACCUAUCCCUGAUGUGGGAAAAAACUACGCUGGCAUAUUCAUCGUUUUAUUUCUUAUAGUGUGCAUAGUUGCUACUGGGCUUUAUUUCAGAUGUAAGCAUGGUACAGUAAGCAAACUGGCUCAUUUCCAUCCUGAAACAGCAGAAACUCCUACUACAGUUCUUGUUAUAUAUUCUCAAGAAACAUGUUUUCAGCACACUGUCCUGGGUUUUGCUGAAUUUCUACAGAAAUACUGUGGAAGUAAAGUUAUAAUAGACCUAUGGCAAAAACGGAGAAUUGCUGAAAUAGGACCAGUGCAGUGGCUUGCUACUCAGAAAGAAAUUGCUGACAAAAUAAUUUUUCUUUGCCCAAGUCACCCAAGUCCUUCAUGUGAUUCAGCUUGUAAGAGCAUCAUAGAAAACCGUAACAAGAAUUCUGAAAGCAUGUUCACUCUUGCAUUACACUUCUUCUGUGGUGAUUGGAAAAUGGAUUCUUCUCUCCACAAGUAUAUGGUUGUUUCUUUCAAUGAAACACGUCCAGGCCCAGAUCUCCCAAGACCACUGAGCAUCUGCCCAAGCUAUUUUUUAAUGAAAGAUAUUGACUCCUUUUGUAGAGACCUUUACUUUUCACAGAGUCUGAGGGAUAAGGCUGCAAAGAAGUGCAACUGGAGAUUUAAGAUUAAACCUGAAUUGCAGGUGGAUUAUUAAAAUGGGAUUGUUUCUCAGAUUUUUCCUCUAGCUAUAAAAGUGAAUUAAUAUUGUAAGUUAGUAAUAGUCACACAUUUCACACACAUAUUUGUGCACUAUUUUAAUAUUUUUACUGCUUUAAUAUACAAAAGAAAAGAAUAAAAAAACCCACAAAACAUUAAAAUACU
Messenger RNA from Python bivittatus (Burmese python), 1589 nucleotides. NCBI's taxonomy places the organism in Eukaryota, Metazoa, Chordata, Lepidosauria, Squamata, Pythonidae. The record is from RefSeq and is a predicted model, not a curated record.